Molecule: messenger RNA, 644 nt
Organism: Thamnophis sirtalis
Lineage: Eukaryota; Metazoa; Chordata; Lepidosauria; Squamata; Natricidae
Source: RefSeq, a predicted model, not a curated record
AAUCCCUGCGUUGCUAUCUCUAUCUCCCUCCCCAACCGGGUGCUUUCGCUAGGCCGCCUCCUCGCUUCUCUCUCCCCUUUAGGUGGCCCGGAGAGCGUCCCGUUUCUUUCAUUGGGAAGAAAUAAGAAUGAGGAUUGUUUUUAUUUAUUCUCUAUUGAAAGCAUUGGCCGCCCAACUUCAGUGAACUCCUGGGCAGUGCACAAUACUAAAGGGUGGGGGGAGAGAGAGAGAGGAAACAUUAAUAAUAACAAUAAUAACGUCCCAGUUUUUAGCUGCAAAUUUUGUCCUCCGCUUAAGGCACAGCCAGGUCGUUUCAUUUCCCCAAUCUGGGCCUUCCAGGGGUCUUGCAAAAACGUCUUCCAGAAACUUCCAGGUUACUUUCUCAGGGAUGACUCAGUUAGGUGCCAUUGCAGCUUUGGCUGCUAGCCUAGUGGCAGCUUCUCUUUUUUCUGCAAUACACAAGAUUGAAGAAGGGCACAUUGGUGUUUACUACAGAGGAGGAGCACUUCUGACAUCUACAAGUGGACCUGGCUUCCAUCUAAUGCUCCCCUUCAUAACUUCCUAUAAAUCAGUACAGACCACCUUACAAACAGAUGAAGUAAAGAAUGUUCCAUGUGGCACAAGGUAAGGUUGGACCCCCAUCC